This is a messenger RNA of Durio zibethinus, 2468 nucleotides long. RefSeq names its product glyoxylate/hydroxypyruvate reductase A HPR2-like. The record is from RefSeq and is a predicted model, not a curated record. Gene Ontology annotation, molecular function: glyoxylate reductase (NADPH) activity; hydroxypyruvate reductase [NAD(P)H] activity; NAD binding. NCBI's taxonomy places the organism in Eukaryota, Viridiplantae, Streptophyta, Magnoliopsida, Malvales, Malvaceae. Gene Ontology annotation, cellular component: cytosol.
AGCGUAGCUUCAUGCCACGUGGACAGCGUUGUCUCUUCCUCGCCACAUUCCUUAUUUUCUCCACUGACCCUAAACCUGGUGUCCUCUCCAUCCACUGCUCUCUCUUCGCUUUCCAGACUUAUUGGGCUCUGACAUUCAACCUUUCUAUCAGAAUCCAACCGAAAAUGGAAUCCAUUGCAGUUCUCAUGGUUUACCCCAUGAAUUCUUACCUCGAACGAGAACUCGAGAAGCGUUUCAACCUCCUAAGGUUCUGGACAGUUCCGGAGAAACCAACGUUUCUGGCUACUCACAAAAACUCAAUCUGGGCUGUCGUAGGAAACGCCUCGGCCGGUGCCGAUGCUGAGCUGAUCGAGGCGUUGCCCAAGCUGGAGAUUGUUGCCAGCUUCAGCGUGGGGCUUGAUAAGGUCGAUUUGGCGAAGUGUAAAGAAAAGGGUAUCCGAGUUACCAACACCCCUGACGUUUUGACUGAGGACGUGGCGGAUUUGGCGAUUGGUUUGAUGUUGGCGGUGUUGAGGAAGCUUUGUGAGAACGAUCGGUAUGUGAGGAGUGGCAAGUGGAAGAAAGGGGACUAUAAGUUGACAACUAAGUUCACUGGCAAAAGAGUUGGCAUUAUUGGGCUGGGCAGGAUUGGCCUGGCAGUUGCAAAGAGAGCUGAAGCAUUUAGCUGCCCCAUUAGUUACUACACUAGAACAGAGAAACCAGAAACCAAAUACAAAUAUUAUCCAAGUGUUGUUGAGCUGGCCGCCAAUUGUGAUAUCUUGGUUGUCGCUUGUCCGCUGACCGAAGAAACCCACCACAUCAUCAACAGGGAAGUCAUUGAUGCUUUGGGUCCAAAGGGUGUUCUCAUCAAUGUGGGGAGAGGCCCUCACGUUGAUGAACCUGAGCUGGUUUCUGCAUUGGUUGAACGCCGGCUAGGAGGUGCUGGGCUUGAUGUGUUUGAACACGAACCUGAAGUACCAGAAGAGCUUUUCGGGCUCGACAAUGUGGUGCUCUUACCUCAUGUGGGAAGCGGCACAGUAGAAACCCGCCAAGCCAUGGCUGAUAUUGUGAUUGGGAACUUGGAGGCACACUUUCUGAAGAAACCACUAUUAACUCCUGUGUCUCAACCUCUUCCUUCUUCACACGCUAACACGAACACAAAAAUGAAAAACAUUGGAGUCCUAAUGACAUGUCCAAUGUUCCCAUACCUCGAACAAGAACUUGAAACCCGGUUCAACCUCAUCAAACUAUGGAACCAUUCGUCUUCGAAACCUGAAUUGUUGAAGAACUGCUCAAGUUUCAUCAAAGCAGUGGUUGGAAACACCAAACUUGGAGCUGAUGCGGAAAUGAUAGAUUCGCUGCCCAAUUUAGAGAUUGUUGCAAGCUACAGUGUCGGCCUGGACAAGAUUGAUUUGGCCAAGUGUAGAGAAAAAGGGAUUAAGGUUACUAACACCCCUGAUGUGUUGACUGAUGAUGUAGCUGAUUUGGCUAUUGGGUUGGCAUUGGCUGUUGUGAGGAAAGUUUGUGUUUGUGAUCAGUUUGUGAGGAGUGGGAACUGGAUCAGUGGUGAUUUUGGAUUGGCUAGAAAGUUCAGUGGCAAAUCAGUUGGAAUUGUUGGGUUGGGCAGGAUUGGAUCAGCAAUAGCAAAAAGAGCUGAAGCUUUUGACUGUCCUAUCUGUUAUCACUCCAGAUCUAAGAAACCAAAUACAAAUUACAAAUACCACUCAAACGUUGUUGACUUGGCUGCCAAUUGUCAAAUCCUUGUUGUGGCCUGUGCUUUAACUGAGGAAACUCACCACAUCGUUGAUCGCAAAGUCAUUGAUGCUUUGGGUCCGAAGGGUAUUCUUAUCAACAUUGGACGAGGUGCACAUGUCGAUGAACCUGAGCUUGUAUCUGCAUUACUUGAAGGCCGGUUGGGUGGAGCUGGACUUGAUGUAUUUGAAAAUGAGCCUGAGGUACCUGAGCAACUGUUUGCACUAGAGAAUGUUGUUCUAGUGCCCCAUGUGGGUAGUGACACUGAAGAAACAAGCAAGGCAAUGGCUGAUCUUGUGAUAUGCAACUUGGAGGCGCACUUUAAAGGUGAGCCCUUGUUGACUCCUGUUAUAUGAUUUUGUUCAAAGAGGGCAGAUGAAAUGCAUUAAUAACUAGACUAGACAUGGAUCGAUGAUGCAUUCUAGAACCAUGUUGCUUCAUGUAAUUAUGGGUUGGGUGCCAUUUCUUACUGAAAGGAUAUUUGACCCAUAAAAUAUCAGUUACAAUUUAUUUAUAAUGUUUUUGCUCCUUGCUGGGAUACAAUUUUAUGCUGAUAAUAGCUUGUUGUUAGCCUGUUCUUUUCAUUGGUAGCCCUAUUAGACAAAUCUUAAAUCUUAGUUUAUUCCAUUUUUGUCAAGGGAAACUAAUAAUGCAUAUAGCUGAUCAACCACAAUUCCGCAUAUGUAGCUCAACACCAUCCCAUGAAAAUAAGAAUCACAAUAUUGUGCAGAGGUUAG